AAUUUCGAAAUUCCAAAAUCUCUUGAAUGUGACUUCCCUUUACGUUCAAAUAAUCAAUAUAAAUCGGAAGUUGAAAAACAUUGCCUUGAAUGGGUAAUGCAAUUCGGAUUGGUGACGAAAAAAGAAGCAAUUGAACGUUUUAAAAGUUCUAAGUUUGGUGUAUUUGGCUGUUAUGUUUAUCCAAACGCUCCGUUUGAUAGACUUUGUCUGGUUACCAAUUUCAUGAGCUGGCUAUUCCUCCUCGAUGAUCAAAUCGAUAACAAAAAUGACCUAAUCGAUAAACCUGAAAAACUAAAAAGCAUUUUGGAUGGUUUCUUAUUGGUUAUAGAUAGCGAUCAUUGCCCAGAUUCCGCCAAGUGUCCAGCUGCUCUCGCACUAUGGGACUUAUGGUCAAAAAUGAAAAGUAUAACUGGAAGAAAUUGGCAACUAAGAUUUCGUACAUCCCUCGCCAACUACUUUAGUUCGUACUACAUACAUUCACGGAAUUGUGUCUCCAUGAAAACUCAUGAAUCUGUUGAUGAUUACGCAAAGUUAAGAAGAAACACAGGUGCUGUACAAGUUACGUUCAAUUUUAUCGAGAUCACGCUCAAUAUUGAACUUCCAGAUAAAGUAUACGAUGAUCCGAGCUUUCAAUGCCUUAUGGACAAUUGCAAUGAUCACGCUUGCUUUAUAAACGAUAUUUAUUCCCUAAGAAAAGAACUUUUGGUCGGUGAUACAGAUAAUCUAAUUUUUGUUUUGAAAAAUUUAUCUAAUUAUUCCUUGCAAGAAGCUGUUAAUGAUGCAGUGAAAUUGGCAAAUCAGCGAGUUAUUCAAAUACGAGAAAAUAUCUCUAAUUUAUCAGAUUUUGGUACAGAAAUGAAUAAAACUGUUAAUAUGUACUCUGAAGCAUUAAUAGAUUGGCUUGCUGGUUCCUUCUACUGGCAUCAAAUUUCCGGUAGAUAUGCUGUAGGUGAUCAUGCUACUAGGAAAUAUAUGGAAUCUUACUUGGAACCAAUUUUGGCACAUGACAAGAAACACCUUAUCCGUUGA
Molecule: messenger RNA, 1029 nt
Organism: Racocetra persica
Lineage: Eukaryota; Fungi; Glomeromycota; Glomeromycetes; Diversisporales; Gigasporaceae
Source: the annotation of a GenBank genome assembly